ACUAUACACUUCUUUCAUCUAAUUAUUAAGAGCAGUUGUGAAUAAUAAGAAACUUGAGCGAUUAGGAAUAUAGGAAAAAAAUGGACGAUUUCUCCUAUAGGACUUGAAUCUAUGUUAAAUAACCAUUAAAAACAGUGCUACAACACAUACAAGAAAAAGAGGCUACACGAGUAUCAGCAUUAACAUUUAGUGGAAGAAACGAUACAGUUUGCAAUUGACCAUGUCUAACCCACAACCACCAAAUUAUGGAUCAGCCGGCAAGGGAUCUGGGUAUCCCCCGCAGCAAGGUUACCCUCAACCUGGCUACAACCAACAGGGCUAUUCCGCACAAACAACCACCGUGAUUACCGCUGGCCAGCCAAUCGUUGUUUCCGGGACAUGCGCUGUGUGCGGGGUAGGCGUGGUCAGCGAAAACUUCACCGUUUUGGGAAUUGUGCUUGCCAUUCUGUUCUUCCCAAUCGGAGUGUUGUGUUGUUUUCUUCUUAUGGAAAAACGGUGUAGCCACUGCGGUGCUACUUUUUAGAAAUUCUAAAAACCGGAUGUGACAUAAGAAACAGGAGGAAAUAUCAUUCAAAACAUGUGUUUCCUCAAUGAUUUGUCAUUAAAGUGCUUAUUACUCAUAUCUUGACAAAUUGACGUAUAUAAUCACUGAUUUUACCAUAACUACUCUCCCUGACGACAUAACUGCUUAGUUUUGCUUAGUUGUUAAAUCCAUGUAAUUUUGCUGCACAAAAUAUAUACAUGAACUGCCACAGGAACUUGACCCAGUGUUACAGCCUGUUCCGUUAUUGUAAUUUUUGGUUCGUUGAUAUCUAUGGCACCCAGAUAUUGACAAAAAAAAUUGAUUUCAGACAAAACCUCGCUACGAAUAUGUGUCUAAUUGUAGUUGUUUAUAUAUCACUUCUAAGCUGUGUCUGUAAAUGUGGUUCACUGUGUUCCUAGAUAUAUCAGGUUUGUCUGAAAUAGCUAGUUUGUCCAUUUUAGUCCCUAGAUGGUUUUACUAACAAUGUUUACACAAUAUAACUCUAUGGCCAAAUAAAAGUUUGAGUUAAUGAUAUAAGUGAAGGCGAUCCAAGCUCAGACUUUCCCCAAGAGGCUCAUAGAGUGCUUACGACCAGAGCUUUAUGAAGUUCAGUCGUUAUAAACCGAACGACUGUAUUUCAAAAAACUUCCUGACUGAAACGAUACAUGAGUAAACUAAGCAUGUCCAUUAUACAUAUUUACGUUUAUCUCGUUCUUGUAGCCAUUUUAUCUGUCAUGUGUGUAGGAUUUUAUACUUCACUUCUUUAUAACGACCGACAGCAUACACCUAAGGCCUAAAAAAAAUAUGUCUGUUUCGGGUAACCCGACCCUACCUAUAAAAAUGCGCCGACCCUAACUAUUUUUUUCCGUUUCUGAGCAAAAAAAAUAUUCGUUAGCGAAUAGAGAGUUACGAAGGGCGGAUAAAUGCAUAUUUUAAUCAGAAUUAUUGUUUAUAUGAUAAAACAAAGUCAGGCAAUGACAGUAAUGUAGGAAAGACUGCCAUGUGCAAGAAAACACUCUGAACUUACGACAUAUUUUGGAAUUUAAAAAAUAAAAAUAUAAAAAAAUCCCUACCUACCCUACCUAGAAAUUUUGGGAAGGUUACCCUAAACAAACAAUUUUUUUUUGGCCUAAUGAGUGUUGUCAUUGUGACUGUAUCAGAACCAAAGUGAAACUCAAAAUCAGUUUCAUAAAUUGUUUGCUAUUCAAAACAAGAGUUCUUGCAUAUUGUUUGUACGUUUAGAUGCACUGCAAUUUGUCAUAUUUAAAUCAUGUGUUUUAAAUAUAUUGCAGCUUUGUGUUGCACCAUUCUUAUAAAUUUGAAAUGUC
Molecule: messenger RNA, 1851 nt
Organism: Mya arenaria
Lineage: Eukaryota; Metazoa; Mollusca; Bivalvia; Myida; Myidae
Product: brain protein I3-like
Exons: 4
Coding region: 221-523 (100 amino acids)
Source: RefSeq, a predicted model, not a curated record